UUGUGACACAACGUAUUUCCUCCAUGCUUGUUAGAAGCCAACGUAGCGUGAUUUAAAUAUCCGUUCACCGGUUAUUGAUUAAAACGUUCAUUUAAAAUGCUUUAUUAUAACCUUACUGUGUAUCGAAGAGUUGUGUCUUUAAUGGCGACGGACGAGUCCAAGUAGACAACAACGUGUAGGGUUGCUUUUCCUUUACUUGUGGACUCUUCUAGCAAGUAGUGUGUUUGAAUCUCAGCUGUCAUGGAGGGUCUGGAGGAGAAGCUCAAAGGUUUGUCCAUCGCCCGGCGGUGUCUCCCGGAGGAGCCCACCUACCUGCUGGAUGUGGCCCUUCAGCCGGCCGGCCUCCUGGCUGUUUCCUGCUCCAACUUCACCAUCCACCUCCACAACAAGGACACUCUGAGCCUGGUGGGACAGUAUCAAGGCCACAGCGGCCCGCUUUGUGGGAUCGUGUUCUCCCACUCCUCCCCUGACUCCCUCUACUCUGGUUCUGCUGAUGGGACGGUCCGGGGGUGGGACGUCCGCCGCCCCGGGACAGAAGCGGUUCAGGUGUUUAAAAGCGACCCGUCACAUAAAUACUGUAGCUUCGACUUGAACUGCAGCGACACACUCCUGUGUGCUGGCACCGAGCAGGUGAACGAUGAAGACAGCUUCCUGGUUUUCUGGGACGUUAGAAAUCCAGGCGGCAAGCUCCUCGGGGUGUAUUCUGAGUCGCACAGCGAUGACAUCACACAGGUGUGCUUCCACCCUCGAGAGAAGGACCGGCUGGCUUCUGGCUCCACAGACGGCCUUGUGAAUGUGUUCGACCUGAGCCGGGGGGCGGAGGACGAGGCGCUGCUGGCCACCUGUAACAGCGACUCGUCAGCGGGCUCGGUGUGUUGGUCCGGAGCCGAGUUCACCCAGCUGCUGUGCCUCAGCCAUGACGAGGGGCUUCACCUGUGGGAUCUGGGGCAGCUGGACACAGACGAGCCCCUCACCCUCUUCAGCACCUCCGACGCCCGCGGCCUGCCUCUUCUGGCUGACGGAGGAGGCGUGGAUUACCUGGUGGGAGGCGGGUGGCUGCAGGAGGCCCAGAAGCUGCUGGUGGUCGGAGGGAAGAACAGCGGGGAUCUCCACCUGAUGGAGUGUGACCACGCUGGGCUCCGUCUGCUGAGGACUCUCGAGGGGGGUCACUCUUCUACGGUGCGCUGCUUCCUGUGGGACACGGCGGGGGAGGCUUUGUUCACCGGGGGAGAGGACGCUCAGCUUUUGCUAUGGAAGCCAGGAGGGGAGGAGCUGACGUCGGGGAAAAGGAAAUCCAAGAAGAGCGAGUCAGCUUUGAGACUCAAAUCAAGGCCGCAUAAAAAACAUGGCUACCAGAGAGAGAAGAAGGGAGCGUAGCUGAGGAAGGCAAAAUACUGAAUCACACUGACUUUACUUCAAUGCUAAAGGAAAAUAAGGUCUCCAACUUUAGGAACUGACCCAAUACAUUUGUUCAAAAUUGCAUAACACACUGCAUACUACAUACUCAAUCAGUGUAUCCUGCACACUGGGCUCUAUAGCUACCAUUUAGUGCCAUUAGAAGAAGACGCUUUGGUUGGACCACGUGACUAUCAAUCUUAACAUUACAGAUAAAAAACUAUAUUUGAAGGAAAACUGUAAAUGAUUAAUGUGAAUCAACAUUAACUCUCUCACUCAAUUCAAUAUUUUCAGUGUUAUUUCAUUAUUUGAUUCUUAAAUAGGUUUAAACAGUACAUCAUGUAUAUGUAUAUCCUCUUAUUUGUACUGAAACGUCACUCGACAAGAAUCAUAAUUAUUUCAUCUAAUAGUCAGGUAUUCAAACAGUCUUCUCUAAAGUUUGCCAUCGGACAGUCUUAAGAGCCGCAGUGCGUUCAGGGAAUUUGAGUAUGUCCAGUGAGCUCAGGUCUUAUACUCAAAAAUUAUUGCAGUCUCGCACACGGAUGGGCCCUGAAAACUCUCCACAUCAAUUUGACGUCAAACCAUCUCAGUAUGAAUAGGGUGUUAGUAUGCAAUUUUGUGAGGUCCUGAGUCAAUGGCACAUACCAAUCCUAAACAGGUUUGUAGUAUGUUCACACUGGAAAAACAAAACUGCGACUCAAAGAUUUAGCAGAAUAACAACUCAGAGCAAUAAAAAACAAAGUUUAUGUUGGUUAGAUUUGUUACUGGCCAGAUAAUUUACACACAUCUUGCAUACUACGUGUACAAAACAGCUCUUGAAUUCUAUCUGAAGAAACAAUAUACUGUGAAUCUUAAUAUAUUGUACACAGCUAAGGUUUCUCUAAUAGUAACAGUUUUAAAUAAAGAUUUUCCAAAUGUUUUAUACCGUCCAAUAAAGUGUCAUUUUAAUA
Molecule: messenger RNA, 2345 nt
Organism: Eleginops maclovinus (Patagonian blennie)
Lineage: Eukaryota; Metazoa; Chordata; Actinopteri; Perciformes; Eleginopidae
Gene: wdr89
Product: WD repeat domain 89
Exons: 3
Coding region: 241-1377 (378 amino acids)
Molecular function (GO): protein binding
Source: RefSeq, a predicted model, not a curated record